Pollicipes pollicipes is the source of this 1266-nucleotide messenger RNA. RefSeq names its product gamma-butyrobetaine dioxygenase. Bases 15 to 1208 code for a protein of 397 amino acids. Gene Ontology annotation, cellular component: mitochondrion. Gene Ontology annotation, biological process: carnitine biosynthetic process. Lineage: Eukaryota; Metazoa; Arthropoda; Thecostraca; Pollicipedomorpha; Pollicipedidae. Gene Ontology annotation, molecular function: oxidoreductase activity. The transcript has 6 exons. The record is from RefSeq and is a predicted model, not a curated record.
CGCCGGUGGCGGCGAUGGCGCGGCGGGUCAGCGCUACGGACGGCGGCCGUCGCGUGCUGCUGCAGUGGGCCGAUGGCACCACAUCGGCCUUCCCGGCCGUCUGGCUGCGGGACAACUGCCACUGCGCCCAGUGCUUCACCAGCGGCGCUAUCCACGUGCGCACGCUGCUUAUGGAGCACCUGGACGUCGACUGCACUGUCCAGGAGGUCAAGCUGGAGCAAGAGGGUGCCGAGGUGGCCAUGCGGUGGUCAGACGGCCACGCCGGUACGUUCUCGCCCGGCUGGCUGCGCCAGCGCGCCUUCGAGCCGGCACAGCGGGCGGCGCGUGGCGUCGUGUGUAGGCCGACGCUACAGCCGUGGGACGCCGCGCUGGCGGCCGACCUGCCGCGCCUGCCGUUCGUGCGCGUCAUGCAGGAGGACGCGGCGCUGCUGGAGGCGCUGCUCCACCUGGAGCGGUACGGCCUGGUGCUGCUGGAGGAAGCGCCCGCCCAGCCCGGACACGUGCGCCGCCUCUGCGAGCGCAUCGCCUUCAUGCGCACCACGCACUUCGGGGAGGAGUUCACUGUGCGGGUGAAGGUGGAUCCCACUAGCAUCGCAUACACCGCGCGCAACAUCGAGAUACAUACGGACGCCUGCUACUACGACUACAUGCCCGGUCUCCAGAUUCUGCACUUCAUUGUGCAGUACGAGGGCAAGGGCGGGGAGACGCAGCUGGCGGACGGCGCCCAGAUCUGCCGCGACCUUCGCCAGCAGGACCCGGACGCCUUCCAGCUCCUCACCACCGUCAAAGUCGACUUCAAGAACGUGACGAUGGGCGAAAACGGCAAACACCACUUCAAGCUGCUGCAGGCGCCCGUCAUCACGCUGGACUCGGAGGGCGAGUUGCAGUGUCUGCGCUUCACCACCUCGCAGCGCGACUCCUACUUCUCGGCGCCGAUCGAGCAGAUCGAGCCCUGGUACAAGGCCAUGAAGAAGCUCCUCAAUAUGUUCUACGACGACAAGUACAUUAUCAAACGGAAAAUGAAGGAGGGCGAUAUGAUCGUGUUCGACAACGUGCGCCUGGUACACGGCCGAGAGCCGCUGCUGGAGGGCGGCUGCGUCGGCGAACGACACCUGGAGGGCGGCUACCUCGACUGGGACGAGGUGCGCUCGCGGCGCCGCGUCCUUCAGGAGCGGCUGCAAGGCAACCCGUCUGGCUACGGCUUCUGAGCGACACGCGCUGCGACUACGGCAGACCACGCGGCCGUCCUGCGCGCGCUGCGGCGGC